Molecule: messenger RNA, 608 nt
Organism: Effrenium voratum
Lineage: Eukaryota; Dinophyceae; Suessiales; Symbiodiniaceae
Source: the annotation of a GenBank genome assembly
GUCCGGCGCAUCUGGGUUUUGGGCUCCUACCGUUUGAGCAAGCGGCAAAGAGUGAUUCGGAGAGCUCGAAUGCCCACCACGGUGAUAGAGCCGCCGGUGCCGGAGGCAGAGAUGGCGAGGAGCCGGAUCCCCACAGGGCUGCUGGAAGCCUUGGGCUCGCGGAACGGGAGCCUGCUCACCUACGUGCGCCCUGGCUCCUCGCAGGCGGGGCCAGGCGCCGCAAAGGAGGAGCCAAAGCUGCAGGAAGUGGGAGGUGAUGGAAAAGGCCCCGAUGCCAGCCGAGGCUACGACGUGGAGGAGUAUGCGAAGAUUUGGCACAUGCUGCAGGAGAAGACGGAGACCUGGCCGUGUGUCCAGAAGUUCUCGAUCAUCGGGCCGGCAGGGGACGACUUCGUGGCGCAGGUGCAGGAGGCUGUGAGCUCCUCCCUGGGCGCGGAAGCGGAGAAGGUCUCUACAGUUCCCAAGCAGCGGUGGCAGUCCGUGCGCCUGGACGUGCGCUGUGCCUCUCCUGACGACUUCUGCCUGCUGCACUCCCGGCUGAAAAGCUUGCCCAACGCGCGCUUCCUCUUGUAAACUCCUGACUGCUUCGGGGCUCCCCCAACGUUCCC